Messenger RNA from Ipomoea nil (Japanese morning glory), 1203 nucleotides. Its product is annotated as NADH--cytochrome b5 reductase 1. The transcript has 9 exons. Lineage: Eukaryota; Viridiplantae; Streptophyta; Magnoliopsida; Solanales; Convolvulaceae. The record is from RefSeq and is a predicted model, not a curated record. Bases 142 to 924 code for a protein of 260 amino acids. Gene Ontology annotation, biological process: electron transport chain. Gene Ontology annotation, molecular function: cytochrome-b5 reductase activity, acting on NAD(P)H.
GUAUUAUAUAUGCCAAAAUCCAAAAUCCAAAAUCUGGGCAGCAAGUCAGCAACUGUAGCAGGUUAGGAAUAGUGAAGACUGAAGAGUCGGAGAGGGUAGUUGAGAUAAUUAAUAGUGCCUCCGAUCCUCCGUAUUGAAACGAUGGAGUUUUUUGAGAAAGCCGAAGCUAACUUUUUCAUUGGGGUUACGGUUGCGCUGAUCGCCGCCGGUGUCGCCGCAUAUUAUGUGUACUCUUCCAAGAAGCCUAAAGGAUGCUUGGAUCCCGAGAAAUUCAAGGAAUUCAAACUUGUGAAGCGGACAGAGCUCAGCCAUAAUGUGGCAAAGUUUAAAUUUGAGCUUCCAACGCCCACUUCUGUUUUAGGGUUACCCAUUGGACAACACAUGAGUUGCAGGGGUAAAGAUAAUCUAGGUGAAGAUGUUAUCAAGCCGUACACUCCGACCACUUUGGACUCUGAUGUUGGAUAUUUUGAAUUAGUUAUAAAGAUGUAUCCUCAAGGAAGGAUGUCUCAUCAUUUCCGAGAGAUGCGUGUGGGUGAUUAUUUGGCAGUGAAGGGGCCCAAGGGUCGUUUUAAGUACCAGCCUGGCCAAGUAAGAGCUUUUGGGAUGCUUGCUGGAGGCUCCGGCAUUACCCCGAUGUUUCAGGUUACUCGAGCUAUUCUGGAAAAUCCAAAUGACCAUACUAAGGUGUACCUGAUCUAUGCCAAUGUAACAUAUGAAGAUAUUCUUUUAAAGGAAGAGUUGGAUGGACUUUCUGCCAAUUAUCCUGAUCGUUUUAAAGUUUACUAUGUGCUAAACCAGGUCAACAUGGUUUCUAGAUUCAUAUACUUUUUUUAUUUAUGGAUAUAUGUACAAAUUCUUUUCUUCUGGCAUUCUUGUUUAAAUUCUUUAUUACCUACAUCUACAUGUUUCUUUGGCCCAAUCUAAUUCCUUGAGAGGCACAUCUAGUGAACUGUGUGCAGUGUUUCCAUUUGCAUGAAAUUCUGAAAAUGAUUUCUAGAAAUUUAAGCAAUCAGCAAUGCUUCAUGGUUAAUGGAGUUGUGUUUGUGUUCCGUACUUUAUACAGCCCGACAGCAGUACUCUGAGAUACAAUUCUUGGGUAGUGCUGAUCAAAAGAAGAUAUUGUAGCUUGUUUGGUGAUCCCUAUUGCUUAUAGACUAUAGUUUUGACAAACAUGUCGUCAUUGCUUAAAUACACAAUGCCUCU